AUGGCUGACUUUCUUGGACCACAACAACCACCAACAAAAAAAUUUCGUUCGGGUACAAAUUCAAAUGAAUCAGAUUUUGAUUUUAAAAUGAUUUCACAAUUUGAUACAUCCGAUACAAAUAAUACACAAGAUUUAUUUGAUAUGACAAAUGAUUUUAAUGAUCCUAUUGAUAAUACUCAAUCACAACAAACAUCCACGUCAACAAAUCAACAAACAAAUUUAUAUCAACCAACACAACAACGAGUUAAUUAUAUUCCACAACCUCGACCACAAUUAUCAUCAUAUCAAACACCUAGUUUACAACGUAUACCAACAAUGCCAACAUCAACUAUUGUUCGACCAACAAAUGUUAUAUCAAAUGGUAUACAACAACAACAAACGAUUUAUACUCAACAACAAAUGAUGAAUACAUCUCGACCUGUAUAUCCACGUAUGUCAACAUCACAACAACAAUCAUCAAAUAUACCAUCAACACUUGUACGACAACCAUAUAAUACAUCGGGAAUGGUUUCAAUGAAUCAAAAUGUUACACAAAUGAGUAUUGUUAAAGCAAGUGAUCCAAAUAAUAAUAGUGUAUUUGUUACAAAUACACAACAACCAUCAACAUUAGUCGGUUUACAACCACAACAUACAGUGACACAAACAGCUCAAACAAAUAAAACAAUAUCAACUGGUUUACCUUCAUUAACACAACAACAAUUAAAUCAAUUUCAAAUUCAACAACAACAACAGCAACAAUCACAAAUACAUAUGCCACAACAAAAUUCUCUACAAUCUUAUAAUAUAAGAACUUCUAUGAUGGAUCAAACUUCAACUAAUGCACCAAAUUAUAUCAUAACAACUCAACCUCAGCAACAACAACAACAACAACAACCUCCGCCACUACCACAACAAGCAACAAUUAAUAAUAUUCCAACAUCAACUAAUAAUUCUCAACAACAACAACAUACUGAAGUUCAACGUAAACAGUUUAUUCAAAAACAACUUGUUUUAUUAUUACAUGCACAUAAAUGUCAACAACGUGAAAAACAAACAACUAAUGGUGAAACAACACGUCCAAGUACAUGUACAUUACCACAUUGUAGUACUAUGAAAAAUGUUCUACAACAUAUGACAAAAUGUAAUGAUCAUAAAACAUGUGCAGUUGCACAUUGCGUCACAUCGCGACAAAUUAUUUUACAUUGGAAACAAUGUAAUAAUUCUCAAUGUCCUAUAUGUCAACCACUUAAAACACCAUCAACAUUAGCUAAAUUAAAUCAAACUACAAAUAAUAAUAAUAAUAACAAUAAUAAUAAUAAUAAUAAUAAUAAUAAUAAUCCAACAACAACAUCCCUAACAAUAAAUAAAGAAUGGCAAAGACGUGUAACACAAGAAAUGCGUCAUCAUCUUGUACAAAAAAUAAUAACAGCACUUAUACCAAUAACUGAUACAGGUGCUAUGCGUGAUAAACGUAUUAUUAAUUUAGCUAAUUAUGCUCGACGUGUUGAAAAUGAUACAUUUGAAAUAGCUAAUAAUCAAGAAGAAUAUUUUCAUAAAUUAGCUGAAAAAAUAUAUAAAAUUCAAAAAGAAUUAGAAGAUCGUCGUGAAAAAAAACGUUUACAAGAUAUGCAAUUAGCUGCACAAAUAUCAUCAACAACAGGACAAAUAUCAUCAACAAAUGAUUUUAAUACGAAAAUUCAUUCAACUAUGGAUACAAUGACCGGUGAACAUAAUCUACCACCAAAUCGUACAGCACCAUUAAAUGAUUAUGUAACACCAUCAACAACAACAGGAAAUAUUCUUCAACAACAAACAAUUAAAUCCGAACCAUUAAUGACAUUAACAAAUCGAACUAUGUUAAACAAUAAUAAUAAUAAUAAUCCUAAUAAUAAUUCAACAUCAGGAACAUUUACAAUAACAAAUGUUCCAUCGAAUGAAAAUUUAAAUUUUCUUUUAAAUGGAGAUACAACAAUUAAUAAUAAUUCAACACAUGAUAUUGAUAUGAUGGAAACAGCAAGAAAUAGUAUUGAUACGAAUCAAUUUAAAACUGAAGCAUUUUCACCAAAAACUACCUAUCAACCAUCAACAAUAAAAAAAGAAGAUAUAACACAUGAUAAUUAUUCUCAUAUAUCAACAAAUACAGCAUCAACAACAGUGAUGAUUAAAUCUCAUUCAGAAUCAUCGACAACCGAUGAUAUGAAACCAAAAAUACCACAAAUUGAUGCAUCAAGUAAACAAUUACCUAAACAUCCAGUACAAUUUACAGCUGAAGAUUUACGUGCACAUCUUGAACCAAUUAUACAUAAAAUGAUUGCGUGUGAAGAUUCACAUCCAUUUCGACAACCUGUUGAUCCUGUUGCACUUAAUAUACUUGAUUAUCCAACUAUAAUUAAACAUCCUAUGGAUAUAUCAACCAUGCAUAAUAAAUUAUUACGUGGAGAAUAUAAAACUCCAUUACAAUUCUGUGAUGAUGCUUGGCUUAUGUUUAAUAAUGCAUGGAUUUAUAAUAAAAAAACUACACGUGUUUAUAAAAUGUGUACGAAACUUUCCGAAAUAUUUGCUGAAUCUAUUGAUCCUAUUGUACAAUCAUUAGGUUAUUGUUGUGGUCGUCAAUAUGUAUAUUUACCACAAGUUAUGUUUUGUUAUGGUAAUCAAUUAUGUUGUCAAAUAGCACGUGAUGGUAAUUAUUAUUAUUAUAACAAUUCUGAACCAUCACGAAAUAAUUUAUCCGGUGAUAAAUAUACAUUUUGUUCUAAAUGUUUUGAUUCUGUUAAAAGUGAAUCAAUAUUUGUCGGUGAUGAUCCAGCUCAAACAUUAGUUGAAAUUCCAAAAAGUUUAUUUCUAUCAUCUAAAAAUGAUAUACAAGAACCUGAAACAAUGAUUGAAUGUAUUGUUUGUACACGUCGUUGGCAUCAAGUAUGUGCAUUACAUUUAGAUCAAGUAUGGCCCGAAGGUUUUAUAUGUGAUACAUGUAUACAUGAAUAUAAUAUAAAACGUAAAGAAAAUCGUUAUGUAGCACCAAAAUUAACAGUAACAGAUUUAGCAUCACGAUUAGAAAAACGUGUUAAUGAUUUUUUACGUAAUGAAGGUUGUCAAACAGGUCGUGUUACAAUUCGUAUAUUAGCAGCUAGUGAUAAAAUAUGUGAAGUAAAACCACGUUUAAAAAAAUAUUAUCCAAAUCAAGUACCAGACGGUUAUCCAUAUCGAACAAAAGCUAUAUUUGCUUUUCAAGAAAUUGAAGGCGUUGAUGUUGUUUUAUUUGGUAUGCAUGUACAAGAAUAUGAUGGACGUUGUCAAGCUCCAAAUACAAGACGUGUUUAUGUAUCUUAUUUGGAUUCGGUAUAUUUUUUUCGACCGAAACAAUAUCGUACAGAUGUUUAUCAUGAAAUUUUAAUUGGAUAUUUGGAUUAUGCUAAACAACUUGGAUAUGUUUAUGCACAUAUAUGGGCAUGUCCACCAAGUGAAGGGGAUGAUUAUAUAUUUCAUUGUCAUCCACUUGAACAACGUGUACCGAAACCAAAACGUUUACAAGAUUGGUAUAAAAAAAUGCUUGAUAGAGCGAUUGUUGAACGUGUUGUUAUUGAUUAUAAGGAUGUAAUGAAAGAUUGUUUGGAUAAUCAAGUACAAACUGCUCUUCAUAUUCCAUAUUUUGAAGGUGAUUUUUGGGCAAAUAUUAUAGAAGAAAGUAUUAAAGAACUUGAUCAAGAAGAAGAAGAUCGAAGGAAACAAGAAGUUGAAGCAGCACGAGCAAUGGAAGAUGGAGGUUUAGAUGAUCCGAUUGAACCAGAAGAUCCAACAGAAAUUUCGGAUAAACGUAAAUCUGCAAAUACAUAUAAAAAGAAAAAUUUGAAGAAAACAACGUCAAAUCAACGAAAAGUAGCAAAAAAACAAAUGUCAAAUUGUACUGAUUUAAUAUCGAAGAUAUUUGCAACUAUGGAAAAACAUAAAGAGGCAUUCUUUGUUAUUCGUCUUCGUAAUCCAAUAGCAUCAUGUCCAGCUGUAAAUGAUACCGAUGCUCUUAUUCAAUGUGAUCUAAUGGAUACACGAGAUGCAUUUUUAAAUUUUGCUCGUGAUAAACAUUAUGAAUUUUCAUCUUUACGUCGUGCAAAAUUUUCUACAAUGGCUUUAUUAUAUGAAUUACAUACAUCAACAACAGAUAAAUUUAUAUAUAAUUGUAAUACAUGUCGACAACAAUGUGAUAUACGAUACCAUUGUACAGUAUGUGAAGAUUUUGAUCUAUGUGAAAAAUGUUAUAAUAUUGAACCAAAACAUGAACAUAAAAUGGAACGUUCUGUUCCAUCAAUAGUUGAAGAUUGUGAUCAAAAUUCUUCAAAUCCUAAUGGUAAAUCUAUAGCUAGUUCACAAUUACAACGUCAACAAUCAAUGCAACGUUGUAUUGAAGCAUUAUUACAUGCUGUUAAUUGUCGAAAUGCUAAUUGUGUUAAUCGUAGUUGUUUUCGUUAUAAACGUGUUAUACAACAUACUAAAGAAUGUAAAGGAAAAAAUAGUCAAUGUAAUGUAUGUAAACAAGUUAUAUUUCUUUGUUGGUAUCAUGCUAAAAGUUGUAUGGAUCAAAAUUGUCAAGUUCCAUUUUGUACUAAUUUAAAAUCUAAAAUACAAAAACAACGAGCAACUAGUUUACAAACAGAUAGACGUCGUAUGCAAGCUAUGAUGCAACAAAGACCGAGUACAAUGCAAACACAACCACAGCCAUUACCACAACCGCCUCCACAAGUAUCAAUUCCUCCACCUCGCACGGAUCCAAUAUCAAAUUCUCCUCAUAUAUCUUCUUAUGAUUCCUCAUUAACAAAUACAACAAUAAAUAAUAAUUCAACAGGUAAACCAUCAUUAACACUUAUUCGUCCUCAACAAUCAAAUUGGCAUUCUCAAUCUCAACAACAAACGUAUAUCAUACCACAAAAACCAAAUAACGGUAAACCACUUAGUAAUUUAUCUCAACAACAACCAUCAUCAAAUCAAUUAAAUUUAUUAAUUAAUCGAGUUAAACAAGAUACAUCAAUGGAUGAUCAACAAAUAUCAGAUGUGAAUGUUCAAAAUCCACAACAACAACCACAACAACAACCUAUGUUUUCAUCAUUAUUAAAUAAAACUCCAGCUAAUCGUUUACCAACAACAUUUAUUCAACCACAACAACAACAACAACAAUGGUAUACUACAACACCUCAACAACAAUUUACUCCACCACCUAAUUAUACAACAGCAACACGUGCUCGUUAUACACCUAUAAUGCAACAACAAACUCAAAGUCAACCAUCACCACAAACAUUAAUAGCACCAUUAAGAUCGAAUUCAUCUACACCACCACCAAAUUAUAUAACACGAACAAGUUCAACACCAAAUUUAACUCGACCACCAUUAAUACGACCUUCUCAAUUUCUUACUCAGCAACAACAACAACAGCAAGAUCCAUCUGCACGUUAG
This is a messenger RNA of Rotaria sp. Silwood2, 5421 nucleotides long. The record is from the annotation of a GenBank genome assembly. NCBI's taxonomy places the organism in Eukaryota, Metazoa, Rotifera, Eurotatoria, Philodinida, Philodinidae.